Dendronephthya gigantea is the source of this 2016-nucleotide messenger RNA. RefSeq lists its product as uncharacterized. NCBI's taxonomy places the organism in Eukaryota, Metazoa, Cnidaria, Anthozoa, Malacalcyonacea, Nephtheidae. The coding region runs from base 20 to 1474 and encodes 484 amino acids. The record is from RefSeq and is a predicted model, not a curated record. The transcript has 4 exons.
UGCAUCAAACAACGAAAAGAUGAAAACGGCUGAUUUCGAAGAUUCGAUUGAAGGACUUUUGGAUGAUGAAAUAAUGUUAUCUUCUAUAUCAAGUACCUGCCAGGCUCUAACUCUGGUACCAUCCACCGUUAUAAAGUCAUUGGGCCAUUUGUUACUUACUUCGGCAAAACGGGAUAUCAGUUUAAAGAAACAUUGCAAAAGUGCAAAUCUCGAAUAUUUCAAGUUCCCAGAUUCUUUACGCGCAUGCCUAGUUCAGAUUUCCAAUGGCGUCUGCGAGGCGUUUGAUGCAGCACACAGGAGCAUGGAACGUAUUUCCGUGAAAUCUGGACACAUUGCUACCGAUGCGAAAUUGGCAUUGCAGUUUAUGGAGGAAGGCGAGUAUCAGGAAUGGAAAAUGGGCCUGCAUUUUUUUGAGAGCGCUAAAGAAAGUUGCCUGGAAUGUGUGGACAUAGCCGCUCCGGUAACGGAAGAAUUUGAAAAACUCAGCCGAACUAUAGACGAGCUUAACGUAGUCCUCACUGCAUUGAAGGGAAAAAACGAGGAGGAAAAAAGGUCAACAAAAAACAAAAUUGAGGCAACUCGUAAAGAGAAGAAACGGAUAACAGAGAAAGAAGAGAAUCUUGACGAAGAUGCAGCCGCAGCUUGUCCAUCACCUUGGAAAACUAUGCUUUUUAAAUUUCUUGAUGGCAUCACACCUCUCGCAAUCAAUCUCGAAACAGAAUUAUUUAAGCAAAAAGUCAUGCCACUGCCACAGUUCUCAACGCCCACUUUGGAACUGGGAACGGGUGAAGGGUCUUUCACAGAAACACCAAAGAACAUGCCUGAAAAAAGAAAGAGAGAAAAGAAUGAAGAGUAUGACAAAUACACCGAAAAAGCUAAACAAGGGCUUCAAGAGUCAAAGAAAAAAGCCUCUAAAGACCAUGAGAAAUUUAAUCAAGAGAUCAACGACUUGAAUAAUGUUAAAGACGCUCUGCAAGAGAGUAUCGAGGAGCUUUUUAAGGUCAAUCAAUUUUGGAAGCAAUUGGUGGUUAUGUUUCAAAACUUUCAUGAUUUAAUUAAAGAUGAACUUGAGAAAGAAGUGACCCAGACCUUAGAGGCCGGCAGAAAAGCUAUGAAAACAAACGAAGAUAGCCAGUUCAUUGAUAAUUCCAGAAACGCCAUAAAAGUUGCUUUUGUGGUAAAAUGGAUCUUGAGAUUCUACGUUGAGGUUUCAAAUAAGUAUUUACUAGUUCGAGUGAAUGCCUUGCAAAGUAUUACUUUUUUGAGAUCAAGUGGCGACUAUGCAAGGAUGGAGGAAGUUUGGAGAAAAUUGGAGGAAGAUGCAGAGGAAGCUGAGAUGGGAAUUCAAAAAAUUGCUGAAGAAAGGGAAAAAGUUCUGAGAAAUGAUUUAUCUCAUCACAGGGGUGGAUCCAGCACUAGUGCACUGCUUUGCAUUACUAGUGUUGGAUCCACCCCUGUCUCAUCAUCCUAUUAAUGCUUCAUAUUCGCACUUAUGUGCGAUCUCAACUCGGGAGAAAAUUCUCUCAUCAGCACAAUCGCGAUAAUAAUAUUGUAUACGUUUAUCAUAAUAUAAACAAGAUCGAGUUUUUUGACGCGCUAGUUUUUUCACGCGAUAGUAAUUGCCAUUACUAUCCCGAAGACUACCCAAGAAAUGACUGGGGGUCUAAAAGGCACUACGUGUAUUCACUCGCAGCAUUUCACUUACAAUCUACUAAUAAUUUUUAUGUAAUUGGGCGAUAUAAUAAUAAAAAAUUGUAAUUCUAGUUAAUAAUUUUACUGCUACGCUAGCUUGCAUGCAUGGAAAUUAAUAUAUAUACUCGGUCAUGCAUGCAUGCAGUACUGAUCGAAGCUAUAAGAUGCUUUGAUAUUGUUGUAGGUACAGUGUCAUCGUGAAUUUGGUUUAAUCAAAGAUUGUUUUGUAUUACUUUAUUGCAACAAAAUUUAACUCUACAUCUGAAAUGAACAUUUUUCACUACGCAUAUAGAAACCGUUUGGUGCUAUAUAUACGUAGUUUUA